Tarenaya hassleriana is the source of this 627-nucleotide messenger RNA. RefSeq names its product succinate dehydrogenase assembly factor 1, mitochondrial. Gene Ontology annotation, cellular component: mitochondrion. Lineage: Eukaryota; Viridiplantae; Streptophyta; Magnoliopsida; Brassicales; Cleomaceae. The transcript is spliced from 2 exons. The coding region runs from base 176 to 457 and encodes 93 amino acids. The record is from RefSeq and is a predicted model, not a curated record. Gene Ontology annotation, biological process: mitochondrial respiratory chain complex II assembly.
UUGGGGAAAAAAAAAAGAAGAGAAGCAAUUCUUGUCGGCCACCCACGGCUCUCGCUGGUUUGAGCCUAAAGCCAGAGAUCAUUCGAUUAAGAUACCGUUUUCCAGAUCAUGCGCAGUAAGGACAGGACACAAGAGCAGCAUAAGUAGCUCAGUUCGAUUCUGGAAAAAAGAUGUGAUGGGGGCUCCGAGGCUUUCCGGGAUGCAAAAGCAAGUCCUCAGCCUAUACAGAGGGUUUCUGAGAGCCGCCCGUUCGAAAUCCGAGGAAGACAGGCGCGAGAUCGAGACAAUCGUGUCGGCCGAGUUCCGCCUGAACUCAAAGCAGAUCGAUCGCAAGAACUUCCAGUACAUCGAGUACUUGGUGCGGCGUGGUAAGAAACAACUUGAUCAGCUCAAAUGCCGCGACACCGUUAGCCUCUCCUCUUUCAGGGUUUCGUCUUCGAAGCCCGAAAGCUCCUAAGAGCCCUAGUUUUCUGCGGUAAAUGGUUCGGCCUCGUUGAACGUUGCUGUUUCAGUGUACGUCAUGGAGGAAAUUGCUUGAUUUUUUUUUUUUAUUAUAGAUAUCGCAUUGAAAUUCAGGCAGUGAAACAUUGAAUUCCAGAUUGCAACUCGGAGAUAGAGAGAGAACUU